GCUGAACGCGUGCUUUAUCAAAGUUUUGUGCAAAUUGACGCAAAGUUAACUAUACACUUAUCCCGCCCCCUCCUUGAGUGUGAGAUCUGCUUCCCGAGAGAACAAACACUCAACUGCUUUGAUUCAGUUUGUUCGAUCGAUCACUUGCAAAGUCAAUAAUUUCUGAGAACUUUUCGGUAAUUGUUCUUCACUAUGCACAUCCGAACCUACAUAUCAGUGGUAUUCAUAUCGGUGGUUCAAUAUAAAAGAAGAUCGUUGACGAUCACUGCCGAUCAGUUUGGGUUGGCGCCUUUCGAGUGCGAUCGCACACACUUCUCCCUCUCUGCUUCUCUGCUCGGCAUGUAAGAGUGCAGGUAACAACACCUCGCCAUAGUUUAUUCGAUAAUCGACGUUUACUAUCCGAGCACGCUGCAACCAACGAGAAGAAAUAGUGCGAUCGCCUACCAGAACGCGUGCGGUAACCGUCAUUGUAGUAACAAGUAUCAUAACAAUAUGUACCUUCUCCGUAUGAUCGCUGUUUUCGUUGUGCUGUUAUCGUCGAUGCUUCGAGCAUCCCGUGGGAGUCCAUCGCAGGAAUUCGUCCAAUAUCUUACCACCACACCAAGUGAUCACGUGCAUCCACCUCCCGAUCGUGAUGGUGACGACGGGAAUCUGAACCGAAAGAAGAGACUGAUUUCCGCGUCGGAUUACGAAGAGACCGCCCAGUUUUGGAACAUUGGUGCCCAGUUGAAGCUCAAGGAGCAACUACUGAAGCGGAAAAACUUCAAUAAAGCGAAGAAUGUGAUCUUCUUCCUGGGAGAUGGCAUGUCGAUUCCGACGCUGGCAGCUAGUCGCAUGUACCUCGGACAGAAGCAAGGCCACUCGGGCGAGGAAACGCAGCUCUCCUUCGAAGAGUUUCCAGACGUUGGCCUAGUCAAGACCUAUUGCGUGGAUAAGCAGGUUGCAGAUUCGGCUUGCUCGGCGACGGCUUAUUUGUGCGGAGUCAAGGCGAACUAUGCCACUAUCGGCGUGACGGCUGCGGUCAAAUAUAACAACUGCACGACCGGCAAUGACCCCAAGAACCAUGUCCACUCGAUCAUGAGCUGGGCUCAGGCAGCCGGAAAAGCCACAGGCAUUGUGACCACCACCAGGGUUACCCACGCAAGCCCAGCUGGGACCUAUGCACAUGUUUCGAAUCGAGAACAUGAAUGUGAUGCUGAUAUCCUAGCACAGAAUGCAGAUCCAAAUGACUGCCAAGACAUCGCAUCCCAACUCGUGCGAAACAACCCUGGCAAAAAUUUGAAAGUCAUUCUCGGGGGCGGCAGACGUAAGUUCACUCCCAACACGGAGAAGGACCCCUCUGGCAAACCGGGACAGCGCAUGGAUGGCGUCAACCUGAUCUCGGAAUGGUACUAUAGCAAACCCCUCGGCUCGGCCAGAUACGUGACCAACAAGCAAGGCCUCAUGGGAAUCAAUUUCAACGAAACCGAAUAUCUGAUGGGCCUGUUCAACUACGAUCACAUGAAAUACCACAUGGACAGCAACCCAAAAGAAGACCCCACCCUAAGCGAUCUCACUUACGCCGCUAUCAAAACAUUAGAAAAGAACAAAGCUGGAUUCGUCUUGUUCGUAGAGGGAGGUAAAAUCGAUUUAGCCCAUCAUGAAACCAAAGCUCGGAAAUCCCUGGACGAAACGGUCCAACUGUCGGAAGCCGUUCAACUGGCCACUCAGUACACCAACUCCGAUGAUACGCUUAUCCUCGUAACGGCGGACCAUGCGCACACAAUGUCAAUGGCUGGCUAUUCGAAGCGCGGUCACGACAUUCUUGGAGUCAGUGGUUCAUCCCACGACAAAGGCAAAAGCCCCUACACGACUCUAUCCUACGCGAACGGUCCCGGAGGUCCAUCCCUGACAGAUGGCAGACGACUGAACAUCACCGAAGAGAUGCUGACCAACAAAGACUUCCAGUAUCCGAAACUAGUUCCUUUGAAGUACGAAACCCACGGCGGAGACGACGUGGCGCUGUUUGCCUACGGGCCAUGGUCGCAUCUCUUCUCGGGGAUGUACGAGCAGAAUGUGAUUCCGCACAUAAUUGGGUAUGCGGCGUGUAUAGGAAGCGGAUUAACGGCGUGCAUAGGGUAAGAAUGGUUGUUCAAUCGUGUUGUGUGAUUUAUUAGAAUGUAAGGAUAAAAAAAUAUUUUACGUGUCUCGAUUUUUUCACGUUACCGUUAUUGUAGAUUUCAUUCAUGUACAAGUGUAUUUUAAAUUGUUUCAAUAAAUUUGUAAUUUAUAACAAAA
This is a messenger RNA of Aedes aegypti (yellow fever mosquito), 2277 nucleotides long. Its product is annotated as membrane-bound alkaline phosphatase. NCBI's taxonomy places the organism in Eukaryota, Metazoa, Arthropoda, Insecta, Diptera, Culicidae. The coding region runs from base 493 to 2121 and encodes 542 amino acids. The record is from RefSeq and is a predicted model, not a curated record. Gene Ontology annotation, molecular function: alkaline phosphatase activity. Gene Ontology annotation, biological process: dephosphorylation. The transcript is spliced from 3 exons.